Monoraphidium neglectum is the source of this 405-nucleotide messenger RNA. RefSeq names its product ATP-binding cassette, sub-family E,member 1. Bases 1 to 405 code for a protein of 134 amino acids. Gene Ontology annotation, biological process: ribosomal subunit export from nucleus; translational termination; translational initiation. Gene Ontology annotation, molecular function: iron ion binding; ribosomal small subunit binding; ATP hydrolysis activity. NCBI's taxonomy places the organism in Eukaryota, Viridiplantae, Chlorophyta, Chlorophyceae, Sphaeropleales, Selenastraceae. The transcript has 6 exons. The record is from RefSeq and is a predicted model, not a curated record.
AUGCGCUCAUGCAUCUGGGCGCAGUUCGAGGGUUUAGCGGCGUGGCGCGUGGCUGUGCUGGACCGCAACGUGGAGAACCUGUCCGGAGGGGAGCUGCAGCGCUUCGCCAUCGCCGUCGUGUGCGCGCAGCAGGCUGACGUGUACAUGAUCGACGAGCCCAGCUCAUACCUGGACGUGCGGCAGCGGCUCAAGGCGGCGCAGACCAUCCGCGAGCUGCUGGACAUCAAGAACUUUGUCAUUGUGGUGGAGCACGACCUCAGCGUGCUGGACUACCUGUCUGACUUCAUCUGCUGCCUCUACGGCAAGCCCGGCGCCUACGGCGUCGUCACGCUGCCCUUCAGCGUACGCGAGGGCAUCAACAUCUUCCUCGCGGGGGAUUUUGCGGCGUGGCACGACGCAACAUGA